Fonsecaea nubica is the source of this 1200-nucleotide messenger RNA. RefSeq lists its product as hypothetical. Gene Ontology annotation, molecular function: magnesium ion binding; catalytic activity. Gene Ontology annotation, biological process: oxaloacetate metabolic process. Lineage: Eukaryota; Fungi; Ascomycota; Eurotiomycetes; Chaetothyriales; Herpotrichiellaceae. The transcript has 4 exons. The record is from RefSeq and is a predicted model, not a curated record. The coding region runs from base 1 to 1200 and encodes 399 amino acids.
AUGCAGUUCUCCAUCUAUUUCACAAUCGCUGCCGCCAUUGCUGCCACGGCUGUCCAGGCAAACCCCCUUGUCCCUCGAGCAGAGCAGUUCUCCUGCUCCGGGCACUGCUUGGAUGGUCAGAAUACCUGCUUUUGUCCACUCGAGGGCGUUACUGCCAGCUGCUCCUCCGGCGGCUGUAAGAGCAGUUCCGACCCGUGCUCCAUUAUCAACGUGAGUGGGAUCAACUCUGUUACCUGCGGCGCUCCUGUUCUUGGAGGCUGCAAGCGCGACCUUGAUGGGCGUAGCGUUAUGCCUGGCUCGUCACAGCGCUUCCUCGACAAAUCCCGCUCCCUCACCGCCGACUGCAUCGCUUACGACCUCGAAGACAGCGUGACGCCUGCAAAGAAAGCCGAGGCCCGGAUCCUCGUGCGCAAGGCCCUGGACCAGGACCUGCCCACCGGCGUAAAAGAGCGUGCGGUGCGGAUAAACAGCGUGGGCAGCGGGCUGGCGCUCGGCGACCUGGAGGAGGUGGUCAAGUCGCCGAACCUGACGACGCUGGUCGUGCCCAAGGUUGAGAGCGCCAGCGACUUGACCUUCAUCAGCGACGUGCUCGCGCACGCGCGCUCCAGGGAACAUCUCCAGCAAAAAGGCCAGGUGGGCGUGUUGGCCCUGAUCGAGUCGGCAAAGUCGCUGCUCAACCUGGCCGAGAUCUGCCGCGCCGCGCCGCACCUGCUGCAGGGCCUGGUGUUCGCGGCCGAGGACUUUGCGCUCGACAUGAGCAUCACGCGCUCCCCGUCGCUCACCGAGUUCCUCUACGCCCGCCAGCUCAUCGCCACCGCAUCGCGCGCGUACAACCUCCCGUCCACGCUGGACCUCGUCGCGACGGCUUUCCGAGGCGAGGCCGACCAGGAGACCCUCGUCCGCGAGUGCGAGGAGGGUAAGGGCAUGGGAUACAACGGGAAACAGUGCAUUCACCCAUCGCAGGUGGCCACGGUCCAGAAUAUCUUCUCCCCGAGCGACAAGGAGGUCGAGUGGGCCGUCAGGAUUGUCAUCGCGCAGAAGAGGGCCGAGGAGAUGGGCAAGGGUGCGUGGAGUCUGGACGGCAAAAUGAUCGACAAGCCCGUCGAGGGUAAGGCUGAGCGCAUCGUCGAGAAGGCUGUCUUGUGUGGGAUGGACGUGAAGGGAUUGAAGGAGAAGUGGAAGGAUCAAAAGCCCGAGUGA